AUGGGAAAGAUCACCUUCUAUGAGGACCAAAACUUCCAGGGCCACUCCUAUGAGUGUGAUUCAGAUUGCAAUGACAUGACUUCUUAUUUUAUUCAAUGCAACUCCAUUCGGGUUGAAAGUGGCAACUGGAUACUCUAUGAACACCCUAACUACAAAGGACGUCAAUAUUACCUGAAAAGGGGGGAGUACCCGGAUUUUAAGCAAUGGAUGGGAUUCAGUGAUUCUAUCAGAUCUUGCCACCUGACUCCACAAUAUCGUGGUCCAUUUAAAAUGAGGAUGUAUGAAAAAGAAGACUUCAAAGGUCACAUGAUGGAAUUUACAGAGGAUUGUUCUGAUGUAUUUGCACAAUUUCAUUACAACGAUAUGAACUCCUGCAAUGUGCUCGAUGGUCAAUGGAUCUUCUAUGAGGAACCAAACUACCAGGGACGGCAGUAUUACCUGAGACCUGGAGAGUACAGGCAAUGCACUGACUGGGGGGCUUCAAAUGCAAGAAUUGGAUCUUUUAGACAUGUUCAACAUAAUAAAUAA
Molecule: messenger RNA, 528 nt
Organism: Xenopus laevis (African clawed frog)
Lineage: Eukaryota; Metazoa; Chordata; Amphibia; Anura; Pipidae
Gene: cryga.7.S
Product: crystallin gamma a gene 7 S homeolog
Exons: 3
Coding region: 1-528 (175 amino acids)
Source: RefSeq, a predicted model, not a curated record